This is a messenger RNA of Solanum stenotomum, 2179 nucleotides long. Its product is annotated as mitogen-activated protein kinase kinase kinase 1-like. Lineage: Eukaryota; Viridiplantae; Streptophyta; Magnoliopsida; Solanales; Solanaceae. Gene Ontology annotation, molecular function: protein kinase activity; ATP binding. The record is from RefSeq and is a predicted model, not a curated record. Gene Ontology annotation, biological process: protein phosphorylation. The transcript has 8 exons. The coding region runs from base 161 to 2155 and encodes 664 amino acids.
GCCAGAGAUGACAAAUAGCAAUCAACUCCACUGUUUUGACAAAUGCAGUCACCGCCGUCUCUUCUGAAUUCCUCUUUUUUCCUCAAGUCACCAUUUCUCAGGUAAAAAUAAAGUCUCUAUCUCUCUCACAUCUCUAUGUGUGAAAACUGAAAAUUGAGGGAUGUAUGCGAAGCAGAAGAAGCUAAGGCCUCGACUUGACCGGACAAAUGCCCUAAAAGACGUCGAUUACGACGCUUCACAGUCGGUUCCGUCUUCUCCGUCGUCGUUAAGAGAUCAACAUGCUCACCGGACUAGGUCGCUUGACCUUUAUCCUGUACCCGACCGUACAAGUUUCAGAAUCGACGGUGCUGCUGGUGAAUUCGACACUAUUUGCCGCUCUCUCGGGCUUUCUCCUGAAGACUUUGCGAUUCCGGUAGCUGCGUGGGAAGCUGGGAAACCUUGCUCUCGUUCUGACAGGUUGCGCAGCACCAGGUUUUCUGAUGACCGCCCUGACUCUGAUAUUAAGCUUGAGGACGCGAAUGAACUGUCUGAUAGUGUUAGAACUGCUGCUAGGGUUACAGUUGACGCUGAAUCGAACAUCCGUAAUUUGCCCGAAAAUGUUAUUGAGGUGACGAUUAGUGAAUCGGAUGUAGACACUGAAUGCUCUCACUCUGACUGUUUCGGCUCCGAGGAUGAGCUUGAGACUGCUGAUGAGGUUAGAAAUGGUGUUAGGGGUAUUGUUGGCGGUAAAUUGAAGCACGUAUUAUAUUCAUCACCUGAAAAUUUGAUCAAGGUUAGGGUUAGUGAAUCAGAGGACGAUAAUUUGCCAACGGAUGUGAAGUGUGGAAUUAAGGGUUUUAGACCACCAAGGCUGGCUCCUCCAGCGACAGACGUGGACGAUUUCACAUCUGCUUGGGAUUUUAUCAAAAGUUUUGGUCCUGCCGAUGAUGAAGGUAUGGUUUCGCCGUUACCUGAUGAGAGCACUUCUGAUGACAUACUUGUAAACGAGCAAGUAGAAGAGCUUGCUAAGAACGAAGAGCGUAGAGAGGAGUUUGUAAGAAAUGCUUCACAGGUAUCAGAGUCUUCUUCGGAAAUAUCCACUGAUAGAGAUAACGACUCCUCAGUCUCGAGGACAGAAAAUGAUGGAGCUUGUGGAAAGCCAUUCGAGCAAGGUGUAAGAGAUGCUGCUGAAAGUUCUAAAUCACCUAGUGGUGAUUCCUACAGCCUGAUAUCAAAGACAAGCUCCAAGUCACCCACCGGUGAAUCCGAUGACGUUAUCUCAGCGAUGAGCUCUAAGUCACUGAGUGGUGAUUCAUAUGCAUUGAUUUUGAAGCCUGUACAUUCUGUUUCUCCAAAUGGUUCCCCCAGUAUAAAAUCUUGGCAGAAGGGCGACUUUCUUGGGAGUGGGUCAUUUGGAACAGUGUAUGAAGGCUUUACCGAUGAUGGAUUCUUUUUUGCCGUCAAAGAAGUUUCGUUGAUUGACCCAGGAAACCAACAAAGCCUUUUUCAACUUGAACAGGAGAUUUCUCUUCUAAGUCGUUUUCGACAUAGAAAUAUAGUUCGCUAUCAUGGCACAAACAAGGAUGAGAGCAAACUGUAUAUCUUUCUUGAGCUUGUUACAAAAGGUUCACUUGCUAGUGUCUAUCGCAAGUAUCGCUUGCGUGAUUCCCAUGUUUCAGAUUACACCAGGCAAAUCUUGAGUGGGUUGCAUUAUCUUCAUUCCAGAGAAGUGAUGCACAGGGACAUUAAGUGUGCCAAUAUAUUGGUGGAUGCUAAUGGUUCAGUGAAGCUUGCAGAUUUUGGACUGGCAAAGGCAACACAAUUGAAUAACAUCAAGUCUUGCAAAGGAACUGCAUUCUGGAUGGCCCCAGAGGUUGUUAAUAGGAAGAGCAAUGGAUAUGGAACUCCUGCUGAUAUAUGGAGUUUGGGUUGCACUGUCUUAGAGAUGUUAACUGGACAAAUUCCUUAUUCUCACUUGGAAGGGAUGCAAGCACUGUUCAGGAUAGGCAGAGGUGAACCUCCUCCUAUACCAGAUACCUUAUCGACAGAAGCUCAGGAUUUCAUAAAAAGCUGUUUGCGAGUUAAUCCAAAUGAUCGGCCAACUGCAGCUGAACUACUAGAACAUCCAUUUGUUAUGAAGCCACCAUCAAAUUUCUCAGGUCCUUUAGCGCCAUAAAUUCUGCUGUCAAUUGUACUGAGG